Messenger RNA from Aphanomyces astaci, 7981 nucleotides. RefSeq lists its product as hypothetical. Gene Ontology annotation, molecular function: protein binding. The coding region runs from base 12 to 7898 and encodes 2628 amino acids. Lineage: Eukaryota; Oomycota; Saprolegniomycetes; Saprolegniales; Verrucalvaceae. The transcript has 6 exons. The record is from RefSeq and is a predicted model, not a curated record. Gene Ontology annotation, biological process: vacuolar acidification. Gene Ontology annotation, cellular component: RAVE complex.
CUUUCGACAUCAUGGCGGCGCCGUGGUCAUGGGUCAGCUUGGACGGCAAGAGUGUGGCGGCCAUCUCAAGUCACAACCGCAUUGACAUUGUGGACACGCAAGACUUCUCCCUCCUCGGGCGCAUCGAAGGCAAUCUCAUGUCGUCAACGCCUUUCCAUGAGCAUGCGAUCGUCCGCACGAUCUGGAACUCCCGUCGGGUAUGCUUGCUUUCCCUUUCGUCGACCGCGCUACUGCUGCACACACCCGAUCGCGACAAGAAGCUUCCGUGCAGCAGCUUUACACUGCAAUGGCACCUGCCUCUCGACCCCGACACCGUGUCGGACGUGGCAUUUUCACGAUGCGGGCAGACGCUUCUCCUAGGCGGCCCCGGCGGCCUCGCGGUGUGGAACGCCACCUCUCCCACGGAUUUUGAAUUCUGGUGGCAAGACUCGACUCAUCCAUGCGACUUUGUCGUGUUUUCCCCGUGUCGAACGGUGUUUGCAUCCCACGCCACCCUCUCCACCGAAGUAUACGUGUUCCGGCACGCCGGUGUCGCCGGGAGCCUCCCUCACGCCCAAGUGCUUGGCCAUGACGAAGAAGUCGAGUAUAUCUCAUGGAAACCGACGCAUUACCAGCCGCAGACGAGCGACGAUCACGAUGGCACGCGGCCUUCGCAAUGGGACGAGCCGGCGUGCGUCCUCCUCACGCUCACGCGAUCCAAGACGAUCCGGAUCUGGACCGAGCAGCCGCCUCCCCCGUCCUCGUCUGGCGAUGGCGCGGGGGUCGUCAUGACGUGCAUCGUGUUCCUCCAACCGUCGCCCGGCAUGGACAUCGUGCACGCCCAGUGGAUCGUCCCUCGUGCGCAAAACAUCAGCCAGGAGUACUUUGGCCCGGCGGCGUCGGCGGCCGCCCUUCCGCGCGAACGGCUGCAAGACUGGCUUAGCGUCGUCGACUCCAAGGGCAUUUUGCACGUGUGGACCGUCGACGCGCUGCAUUUGCCGACGCAGAGCCAGCUGCUGCAAACCGGGUUCGUGUUCAAAGUGGACGGCGAAGACGACGAAAGCCUCGACGAUGUGUCGCUCGUGUCGUCAUAUCAGAUAGCCGGGUACGCUUCCCAAGGGUUCCUCUCCAGUGUGUCCAUCCUGCUCGAACGCACGGACCAGGUGCUGCUCAGCUACCAAGUGGCAUGGACGCCGAAUCAUCCACCGGUGCUCAAGGACAAGAGCUGGUACCGCGGCCACACGGCGCCCAUCGCCGCGCUCGCGACGCAUCCAUCGCUGCCCCUCGUUGUGUCGGUGAGCCAUCCCCGCGACGGCACGACGAGCGAGCUCAUCAUCUUCUGGCUGUCGCUGUCCAUGUUUACAAGCGAGUCACACUUUGUGCCGUCGUGCAUAUUGCAAGGCCCGCCCAUUUCGGCGGUGCAUUGGAUUCCGACGCGGCACUUCCAGGCGCGGCCGCUGCUGCUGAUUUCGUACGCCAGUGGGCGGUGGGAGAUCUACAGUCCGUUCGAGUCGCAGCUGUCGACGCUGCUCGAGUCGCCGCGCCUCCGCCACCAACUAUCAUCAUCUACCUCGCAUGCGAGAACUCGGAAUGAAACCAUGGUGUAUCCGUGGAUGUACCACGAGCACGCGCUGGGCGAGUCGGGCUUUGAGUACGAAGUGUCGUUGGUUCCCCACCCAGAGUUUGGGCUCGGGCUCACGUUUACGUUGCUCAACGACAAGAUUGUCGUCGCUGGCUUCACGACCGGAAAGACUAGUAGUAGCGGCGACAUCGACGCAUCAAACGCGGCGGGUGAUGCGGACGAGACAAGUUCAACCCGAGUUGAGCUCCCGGCGGCCGCGAGUCGGCAGAUCAGCCUCCACGACGAGUGUGUGUCUGUCAACACCGUGUCCAUGAAGGGCAAAAUGCCCGUGGACUUAAAAGCCGCCGUGGCCGCCGCCCCACCGCACACCUCCAUCACGAUGCGGUUCCGGACGCCAGGGUCGCGCCAUGGCUUUGACCAGUCGCCGUCGGUCACAGGGGAGCGCCACCACUGGUCCAUGUCGUCGCAGGAUGGCGAGUCCGACGACAGCAACCACAGCGGCCGCGACGACCUUGACGUCGACGAGCAUGGCGAUGACAAUGCUGCUGGGGACGAAGACGGCGGUGACGACGACGUGCGCAAGCAGUCGCACGGUCGGGGCAACACCCACAGCCGCCGCCGCACCGCCGUCCGCCACCGUCGGUUGACUCAAAACGUCGUGAGCGGGGGGUCGAUCUCCAAGUUUGGUGGGUGGUCGUCGCUCGGGCACGUCGUGCUGCCAACAGCCGCGUACGCCGACUUGGCCGUGGCGCCAUUGUACUCUGACGUGGGCAACUUUGUGUCGGACGCGGUCGUGUUUUUCGGGGUCACGGACGCCCGCGAGUUGCAUUGCUGGCUCGGGGUCGAGUCCCGCAAAGGCGAGUUUGAGUUUGUCCAGCUCAACAUCACGGCGCCGAGUAAACUCGUGGGCAUCACAACUGUGGGGACGGAGCGGGACUACCGCCAGCGGGCGUUCGAAGCGUCCGAGCCUGGUGGUGGAUCGACCGAUGCGACCCCCGUGUGGAAUGCGCUCCUGUUUGUCGGGGACGACGGCGGUCGCCUCCACCACUGGCGCUGCCGCGUGUCACAGUCGUCCCGGACCAUGGACAUGUCUUUGGUGCACUCGUCGUCGCCGCCGCCGCCGUCUUCAUCGUCGCCGUCCCCCGCUGCGUCGUUGCACCCGUCGGCGUUCUUUCGACGGGGCUACACUACGACCCCUUCACCAUCGAUCGAUGAUGCAAUCGGCGGACGUGGCGGGGUAUUCCACAUGGAACUCGACGACCCGAACCGGUUGGCCGUCGUGUACACGGACCAGCCGGAAUCUCUCUACAUUUGGGAAGGCGAGUCUGGCCUCGGGAUGCUCCGUCUCGAGGCGGUGGUCACCUCUGAAGGACGCGGGUCCAUCGUCGGCUUUUGCUGGUGCAGCGGCCACGUCGAGUUCCACGUCGAUCCGCUGGCCGUGCACUUUGCCACGAGCUUAGUCAUCUACUCGUACGAUCUGCACCAGCAGACAUGGGUGGCACAGAGUGAGCAGUCGGUGUUUUACCCGCUCUUCGACUGCACGCGCGACGCGUCGGCGUUGAUCCUGGCGGCAGGGUCUUCGUUUCCAGUGAGUACCGUGUCGUACCACGAAGUGCCCACGGUGCUGGGCAAGUGGGAUGUGCACCGACUCGCCGCCAACCAGACCGACUCGACGCGCCCGUCUGACCAAAAGCACUGUCCAGUGUGGCACCCGUACACGGUCCUCACGACGCUGUGCGGGAUGCCCGCUCGCGUCGGGCUCACCCACACAACACUGGCCGACUACCGCCCCGCGUACGACGUCCAACUGGCGUUCGGGGAAGCCGAACAGAUGCUCAAACUGCUCGCGCACGUGCUAGAGGACGACGCGUCGACCGACUUAAGUGCAGAAAACGGCGUGCUCGUCUACCUCCACGAGAACAAAACGUUUGGCCGGCGGGCGUCUAUGGGUCGCUUCGCCGCCAACACCCCCACCGCGGCGGCGACGUCGUCCUCAUCGUCCUCGUCGGGGCUAAGUCGGGCCGAAGACCUGUUUGCGCCGACACAGCCCACGUCGUCCAACAACAACAUGUCGAGUUCUGUAGAUCCGUCGCAGGAAUGCCUCACCGCACGGGAAGUGGACACACUCGUGACGGCGCUAGACGCGGUGCUUCGACGACACACGCAAAAGGUGGCGGUGCGCUACGAAGACCAGGAGCACCGCAACGCGUACGUGCUGUUCGACUCGUUUGAGCUCGAGCACGUGCUGGAGCUCAAGGGGCUGCUCCUGUUUGUGCAGAAAAUGCAGUCAUGCCUUCUCAACGGGUACGACAUGCCAGCGCAGCGCUACUUUGUCGCGUACCUCCUCACCACGUGCCUCCAAGAAGUGAUGCAAAAGACAGAAGACUACGUGGCCGUGUCCAAUGAACCCCUGGCGCGCUACGAAGACAGCUCGUCGGGGCUGUUUGUGCCUACCGUGGACUCGUACUUGCACGAGAUUCCGUCGUCCAGCGUGCUCUGGGCGCUGCACUCGCAGUCGCAGAACCUGCUCAUGGACCAGUGCAUCCACCCGCAAGCGCUCUGGGACGACCUUCGCCCCCUCUGGCCAGGUCUGUGGGUGCGCGACCCGACCAAACUGCGCUCGAUCAUGGAAAAGGUCGCAAAGUGCACGUUUACACGCACAAAGGACGCCAUGAGUGUCAGUUUGCUGUACAUUGCGUUGAAGAAACACACAAUUCUCGGGGCUCUGGCCAAAGUGUCCAAGGUCGACUCAAACAAGACGUUGGCCGACUUUCUCGCGCACGACUUUACCGACGAGCGAUGGAGCGUCGCGGCCAUUCGCAAUGCGUACUCGCUCUUGCGCAAGAAACAGUACGAGCUCGCGGCGGCCUUCUUCCUUCUGCCGACCCCCCCGCGGCUCCAAGAGUCGCUCCGGAUCAUCAUCGGGCGGCUGCACGACCCGAGCUUGGCCAUGGUCGUGGCGCGCCUCGUCGAGUUCGACCAGCUGCCGCCGACCCACGGCAGCCUGCUGGACGACUCAUCCGACAUCUUCCACGUCGGCACCCACACGAGUGAAAUUCUGCGCAACGACCUCGUGCCCCAGUUCCGCGACCAGCACAACCGGUGGCUCGAGAGCGCGGCGCUGUGGUGGCUGCAAGAGUAUGACCAAGCGGCGGCGGUGCUCCAGCCCACCAGUCAGCUCGUGGACGUGGUGGACCCGACGCUGCUCGAGUCGAUGCAGUCUUCGUCGUCGGCUACCCCCGAGUCCUUGUCGCUGGUCCUGCGCACCAAGAUGGCAAUGGACUUCCUCAUCAACCUCACGUCGCUGCCGCUCUACUUUCAGUUUACGUAUUGUGAAGUGCAAUUGCCGCUGCUCAAGUUUGCCUACGCCAAGCUCGUGCAACUGCACCCGACGCUCACCCAAGAGGAUGUGCUCACGACCAAGACGGACAUCGACCACGCGUACUCGUUUACAGCGUACGUGUGCAAACAUACGGGGCUCAGCGACACGGCCCUCCUUCAAAUGCUCCAAGCCCGCCACCUCUUGCAAGUACACGUGAAAAAGAACUUUUUGUACAUGCUCGAGACGCACCAAUCGGGUUCCGUGGGCCGAUCGCCGGGUACUAGCAGCAGCAGCAGCUCGAAACGAGCCAAAUUGCGCGCCAAGCUGAACUUUGGCGGGUCGUCCCCGCGAGCCAGCCAUGUCUUUGGCUCGCCCCGUGUCACUCGGAGCCUCGCGCGACGAACCAGUGUCACAUCGUCGCUGUCUCUGGACUUUACGACGACCCCUGGCGGUGCUGGCGGCGUUAACUCGGAGGCGGAAUGGGAGCAGUUGCUGCUGCCCGAGCAAGGCGACAAGCUGCUGCCGCCGCCACUCUCGACGACGGCGCUGUGGCCCAAGGCAGAGAUCGCCGACAUGGAGUGCCGCCGGUGGUCGUCGUCGGCGUUUGUGGGCAAGAUGAUUGGGAUGCGCGUGGCGCGGGAGAUGAUUUCGCACUUUCGUCUCCAGAUGGACCAGAUCAGCGACCACCGCGCGUUUCUCAAGGAACUGCUGGAUCCCCUCGCCGCGCAGUUCAAGGUGGACCGGCAGUACAUUUUAGAAGCGACGCUGAGCGUGCUGCAGCCCCACGCGCCGCUCCACUUGGUUGAGUGCUGUUUUGUCCUGUCCGAGCUCAACCGGACGCACGUGAUGCAAGAGUGGAUUCAGUGCGUGAGCCUGAGCAUGCUGCACGCGACGUCGCACUUCCCGACAGUCGAGUGGACCGACGACGUCCUCCGCGAGUGGAAGGUCCUCACCGCGCAGCUGCGGCACCUCCAGCUCCUCUGUGACGACCAAGUGCUCGAGUUCCCGUCGCCGAUUCGGCUGGCCAUGCAGUGGGCCAUGCAAUUGGGCUCGGUUGUGCUAUCGUGGUGCACCAACCACCCGGAAAAGCUCCACGAUGUUGUUCUCACAGACAUCCCGCCAGUGUUGGAUGAGUUUAUUGUCGUGACGCCCGUCGACGCCGCCGCGACCGUCCAGCAUCCGUGCCAUGCUCUCAACUUUGGCUACACGUUCCUCGCCCAAGCGGCCCAUACGACCCACCUUCUCCGCGUCCGGCACUUGUACUCGACGAUCCUCAUGACGCAGAUCGUGAGGACGGUGUACUGCACGGACCAGAAGAUGCUGCUCACGUCUCCCCACGACUUCAACGACGUCACAGACAACGGAUGCAACGGCCUGUACAUGCCCAAGACACUCUGGCGUGCAUGGACGCGCCAUCCGUUGGCCGGGCUCAAGCGGUGGUACCUCGCCAUGGAAGCGCAUGUUCAGCUCGAGCUGCACCGGAUUGUGGCGGCCGAAGCACCGUGCGAGUGCGGGCACUAUGGCAUCGACCUGGCCGUGCGACCUCGACCGCCGCGAUUGGUUGCGGAGGACGUCGUCGCCGCCUCCUUCCCGACGGACGGCGCGGCGGUUUCCGACGAGGCGCUGUUGCUGUGGAUGCAGCACCCCGUGUCGGGCGUGCCCACAACGCUGCGGAGGUACAGAGUCGACCCCCGCGUGUUCAUCGCCUGCUUUACGCUCAAAGAUGCGUUCGUGUGGCUGCACGGCCACGGUUUGUGUGACAACCUCGACGAUACCCACGACUUGCUCGGGCGGUGGUGCCAAAGCCGAAAGGUGCGGUGGCUCGUACGACGGCGCAGCGCCAUCUCCACAAACCAGCCCCCUCCCGGCAACCCCGCGCCUUCGACUGCUACGUCCACUGCAUCCAAUGGCCACAACGGUCAUACCAAUGGAAAGGUUUCGAUCGAGCUCAUUCCAGACGAAGCUUUUUGCUUUGUCUCGCCUUGGGAAGUCGACGCCGAGCUCAACGUCCACGUGUACAUGCACGGGGAAACCACGUCUGCGACCACCACCCACCACAACGGACCAAGUCACACGGGCCCUUGUACUCAUGGCCCCGAUGCCCCCCACGACCCCCCCGCUUCUUCGUGCGAGACGACGUCGGGGGUCGAACUCGGCUGGGAGAGUCUGCUGCCCCUGACGUCCCACCUGUGCGACGACGCGGCCAAAGUCAUGUUCCCCAACUCUGACUUGAAAGCGUUGUGGCAGACCGUGUGCGGCGAGGGAUGGCUGGUCACGGCCGUCCAGCACUUUGACGCGGAUGGACUGUACAUGCGGCAGAGUCAGCAACACGACAGGUCCGCCACCCCCCGGUCCAGGUACCUCGCCAACUUGUUCAAGCAAGUGCAGCGGAACCGCCUAUUUCGAUACCUGGGGCUGCCACAUCGCCUCGUGGCGGUUAUCACAGUCGACCUGGUCGAGGGCAAGGACUUACUCGCUUGCGAUAUUCUCACCCGCACGGCGGACCCGUACGUGUUUAUGACGCUGUCGACCGCGUCCGGCACGAGGCCGCCUCCGCCGACGCCGUCGGGAUGGAGCAUCAACUCGUAUCGGAGUCGCCAUGUCGUUGCUACGCUCAAUCCCAAGUGGGGCACCGAGCACGACAAGUUUCCGUUCCGGAUGGCGUUGCCGGUGCACGAGCCCCACGACGAUGGCCCCCUUCCCCCAUCGUCGUCGUCGCCGUGGCGGGAGGCGCUGCUCCAGCACGCGUACGAUGGCCCGCCCACGGAGCUGCACUGCUCCGUGUACAACAAAUGCAAGCUGCGCGCACAUCCGUUUAUGGGUCGGGCUAAAGUGAACUUGACGCGGCUUACGGCGUCGCAGCCCAUGGACGUGUGGGUCACGCUAGAUGACGUGGCCACGGGCGCAUUGCAUGUCAAGAUCUCGCUCAAGUACCAGCUCAUGUCGUCGACUUCGUUUGAUCAAGACUUUGGCCGACGGGAGGUGGAGGCGGCAGCAGGAGACGAUGUGAGUUAGGUUCAUGGAAUACAGUUAACAUGAGCGAUGGACUGCGGGUGGGCUUGGCUACAUCAUGCACACAGACGACCGCGUCACUGAGG